AUGUCUCUGAAGGCAACAGACAUUACCUUAGCGGAUGGUGCACCACGGCGGUCAACUCUCGAACCCAACAGAGAGGACCCUCUAGUGCUGUGCAACAGCCGAGAAAAUGUGGAUUUGCUGCCGUUCGCGCUUCUGCCAUGCGUGCACGACACUCGCACGCUCCCGACGCGCACUUCAGAGCAGCAACACCAUAUGUUCGAGCGCAGCGAAUCUGCCCAACUGAACUUCCCAGCGCACGCGUCGACGGAGAUGGUUGUGACGCCGCCCUUUAUCCCUAGGGAUCGAGAGCAUCGCGUGUUCAUGAAGGAUGCGGACAGUCAGGGUGUCGACGACGGCGAUGCACACAGGGCGGUCAGACCGGAACUCGACCGUGCGCAGAGGUCCACAGUCACCUUCGACGCCGCGGUGACCUCCUCGGCGGAAACGCACGACACCACGGAUGUGAGUACCGCAGCCUCCUUCGAUGUGUCUACAACUGCGUUGGAGCUCCACGGCACCCCGCGUCAGCUGGAGCAGCCGGCGACACACGCGAAGGCAGCGGAGCACGACUCCCCGGAGAGCGAGCGUCGCUUCUCCCUCGUUGUCAAGGCACCCACGUUUGACGCGACGAGAGAGCAACAAAGGAACUUGAUUGUUAUGGGGCUCGACGGGGCGCUGCCCCUGUACAAGUUCGAGGAAAUCCCGCCUUGGCAGAGGUAUAACCCGUAUAUCCGCAGCCGCUACCGGGCCUUCUACACGGUCGAGAUGUGUUUCAAGAGCCUCCUAGGCUGGCACAACGAGACCAUCAACGUGUACUCGCAUUUUCUUACCUUUGUCGCCUUUCUCGUCUUAACCGCGCUGCUGUACACCACGGUGCUCAGCAAAGCCAUCACCGCCCCCUCUCUCAGCGCGUCCAAGCUGAUAUACGGGAUCUUCUGCUUCGGCUCCCUUAUGUGCAUGUUGAACAGCACCAUAUAUCACCUCUUCAACAGCCACUGCAACUGCCGCGUCAUGGCAGCGAUGGGACGGCUGGACUUUAUAGGCAUCACGGUUCUCAUCGUGUCCAGCUUCUUGCCUCCGCUGUACGUCAUGUUUCACUGCCACCCCGUUGCCCGAACCGUGUACAUUACGGCGAUUUUGGUGCUGAGCACGGCCGGCAUAAUCGGCCCGUGGACGGAUUUGUUUCGUAAGCUUGUAUGGGUGCGGUUGGGCGUGUUUCUUGGGCUGGGUUUUAGCGGUCUGGCGCCAGCCCUCCACAGCCUCGCGAUUAUGCCCAUGAACGCAGCGAGCGUGUCGACGUUGCUUGGCAUUUGCCUGAUGGUGGUUCUCUACUGCAGCGGCGUGGCUUUCUACGUGACCCAGUUCCCUGAGUCUCGUUACCCUGGCCACUUCGACUGCUGGCUCUCUAGUCAUCAGCUUUGGCACUUCUUCGUCUCUAUGGCAGCCCUGGUGCACUACUGUAAUUGCGUUAGCAUGUACCAGAUGUGGCAAGUGAGCGAUGGCAUGUGUGGAUGA
Messenger RNA from Leishmania mexicana MHOM/GT/2001/U1103, 1494 nucleotides. RefSeq lists its product as hypothetical. The record is from RefSeq and is a predicted model, not a curated record. Lineage: Eukaryota; Euglenozoa; Kinetoplastea; Trypanosomatida; Trypanosomatidae. The transcript has a single exon. Gene Ontology annotation, molecular function: signaling receptor activity. Gene Ontology annotation, cellular component: membrane. Bases 1 to 1494 code for a protein of 497 amino acids.